Messenger RNA from Schistosoma curassoni, 831 nucleotides. The record is from the annotation of a GenBank genome assembly. NCBI's taxonomy places the organism in Eukaryota, Metazoa, Platyhelminthes, Trematoda, Strigeidida, Schistosomatidae.
CCUCCAUGUUACGAAUAUCUCUCACCAUAUAAAUAAUUGUGAAACACCAUGUAUUCUGAUUAAAGUGGUUGGGUGAACAACGAUUGGUGAGUGAAGUAAGUCAUCGAAUUGCACUGAGUCGCAGUGUAUCCAUAUCAAAACACAACACUACUCCGCACAUCACCACACUACAGCACACUCCACUACACAACACAACAACACACAACAUCUCACUCCACACGUGGCAUCCAGUUCACUCGCGACAAUCACGCAACACACAACUGUCGCUCACUAAUCUGCAUUCCUCUUCUUCUUCUUCUUCCUCUUCCAGAACUGUCAUGAGACUCGUCUUCGUACUACUACUCAGUGUCUUCCUCUUCGAACAACUACUGACCAAACCAAUGCCAUUCAACUCUACCGUUCAAUAUAAUCAAGGUGUGGACGGCUCCAAACCCAAUAUAGUUUUCAUCGAUGACGAAGAUGAUAAAUUCAACUUUCAGCAUGCCGGAAAUUUAGAUCCCUCAAAUUCACAACUGCGACCUGAAAACCAUGAUAUUGGCAAUCCCAAUCCUCCAAAUUAUACACCUGAGCGCUAUCUCGAAAUGAUAAACCGAAAUGUUGGUCAACACUGGUAUCCAGGAGUUCGUCGUCCAGACAUUGGACAGUACUAUUGGUACUAUUGAAAUAUUGAACCGUGAUGGAUCUGCAUUUGACUCAGAACAAUUCUCAUAUCUCAGUAUCAACGAUUUCUCCAAAUUCCUCUUCACAUCAUCACAAUUCACAUACACCAUAUCAUCUCCAGUUGUACUAUUCUACUCAUUUGUCUAACCAUUAAAUAUACUUAAUCCCACA